AUGACGCGCAUGCGACAACGAAUUGCGGAGCGAUUGAAGGCCGCGCAGAAUGCCGCGGCAAUGCUAACAACUUUCAACGAAGUGGACAUGGGGAAUCUAAUGGCAUUACGAAGCGAAUUGAACGGGCCCUUUCAGGAGGCGCACGGGGUGAAAAUGGGCUUUGUAUCUGCUUUCAUGUUGGCAGCCAGUCAGGCGAUAAAGAAAGUACCGGAGGUUAAUGCGUACAUAGAGGGAAAAGAAAUUGUCUACAAGAACUACGUGGACAUCAGCGUUGCCGUGGCGACACCAAACGGUCUGGUGGUGCCAGUAGUACGAGACUGCAACAGAAAAUCGUGGGCACAACUCGAGAAGGAUCUCGCGUCGCUAGCAGAACGCGCUCGUCGAGGUCAAAUAGCACUGGAAGAUAUGGCUGGUGGAACUUUCACAAUAUCCAAUGGUGGCGUCUACGGCAGCAUGAUGGGAACUCCAAUAAUUAAUCCUCCUCAGAGCUCCAUUCUCGGGAUGCAUGCGGUCACCAAGCGCGCUGUUGUUAGGGACGACCAGAUUGUUAUUCGGCCAAUGAUGUACGUGGCUCUAACAUAUGACCAUCGACUAAUUGAUGGAAGAGAGGCAGUGACUUUCUUGCGCCUGAUUCGCGACUAUGUGGAGGAUCCCCGGAAGAUGCUUCUCGGCGUCUAA
Messenger RNA from Ochotona princeps (American pika), 678 nucleotides. RefSeq names its product dihydrolipoyllysine-residue succinyltransferase component of 2-oxoglutarate dehydrogenase complex, mitochondrial-like. The transcript has 8 exons. The coding region runs from base 1 to 678 and encodes 225 amino acids. Lineage: Eukaryota; Metazoa; Chordata; Mammalia; Lagomorpha; Ochotonidae. The record is from RefSeq and is a predicted model, not a curated record. Gene Ontology annotation, biological process: tricarboxylic acid cycle. Gene Ontology annotation, cellular component: oxoglutarate dehydrogenase complex. Gene Ontology annotation, molecular function: dihydrolipoyllysine-residue succinyltransferase activity.